UGACUGAAGCAAAACCCCAGCAUGUUAGGAGGAAAUAGAGACAUUCUCUUGAAUGUGAAUGUUCCAUUCUGCUUUUCAAAGAUUCCCUAUGUUGGGAAUCUGUUUCUUCACCUGUUUCUUGGCAUGCGGUAUAAAAGCAGACACAGGAAAAAAAUGCCCUGAAUUUACAGAUCUUAGCUUACCCAAUGCUCUGAUAGGCACAGAUCUAAAAGUGCAACUUCUUUUGUACACAAGGAAAAACCAAAACUGUUCUGAGAAUCUCAGUGGACAAAACUUAACAACUUCUGUGUAUCUAAAUGUGACCAAGAAAAUUGUUUUUGUUAUUCAUGGCUACAGACCUACAGGCUCACCACCAGUAUGGAUUAAUGAAAUUAAAAAUAGUCUGCUUGCAAAAGAGGACAUUAAUAUUAUAAUAGUGGAUUGGAAUCGAGGUGCCACAACUUUGAUUUAUCCAAAUGCUGUUUCCAAUACCUGGAAAGUGGCAGAAAUAUUGAAGAACCUUAUUGAUGAAAUGUUGGAAAAUGGAGCCUCUCUUGAUUCUGUUUACAUGAUUGGAGUAAGCCUUGGGGCUCAUAUAGCUGGAUUUGUUGGAAAGGCAUACAGUGGUAAAAUUGGCAGAAUAACAGGUCUUGACCCAGCAGGGCCAUCGUUUAGUGGAAAAGAGCCAUCUGAGAGAUUGGAUCAUACUGAUGCUCAGUUUGUUGAUGUCAUUCAUACAGAUAUCGAUGCUUUGGGUUACAGGAAACCUUUGGGAAACAUUGACUUCUACCCAAAUGGAGGAACAGAUCAACCAGGAUGUCCACGGACAAUACUUGGAGGAUCUCAGUAUUUCAAAUGUGACCAUCAGAGGUCUGUUUUUUUGUUCCUGUCAUCUUUGGAACAGAAGUGUAAGAUAACUGCAUUUCCUUGUGACUCAUACAUGGAUUACAGGAAUGGAAAAUGUGCAAGCUGUGAAGCUUUAAAAACCCUUCCAUGUCCAGCAUUGGGUUAUUAUGCUGAUAAAUGGAAGAACCAUUUAAUUGAAAAAACACCCCCUAUGACAAAAGCUUACUUUGACACUUCAGACAAAAAGCCUUUCUGUAUGUAUCAUUACUUUGUGGAUAUCAUUACCUGGAACAAAAGCAGUAGGAGAGGUUUUAUAAGAAUCCAGAUAGCAGAUAACACAGGAAAUGUAACAGAAUCUAAAAUAAAUAGUGAUGCAGCAGUAUUUCACCAGUAUAGACAAGCCAAGAUCUUUGCUGGAUUUUAUAUGGAUUUUGACAAUGUAUCAAAAAUUACCUUGACAUUUUCUACAAAGAAUGUAGUUGGCCCAAAGUACAAGCUUAGGGUCCUCCAAAUGAGAUUAAGAUCUUUGUCAAAUUCUGAAAGGUUUCAUCUCUGUAGAUAUGAUUUUAUACUACUGGAAAAUGUUGAAACAAGCUUCAGGCCUAUUCCAUGCCAUGAGAUUGAUGUGUGAAACUGUCUCUUGUCAAUGUUCCUUCUCUUAUACAUGAAGUUAAAAAAAAUGAGAAAUGAUGUAAAGAUCAACAAGCUGUCUUCACAGUGGCUGAAUUCCAAUAACUGUGGCUACCUCUGAAGAUCACAGAUUGAAGUCUUACAAGAAAUUCAGAUAUUUGUGAUGUGUGAAAGAUGCAUUUUUAUUAGCAUGCUUAAAAUCAAAUAAUCUUUCUGUAGACUUUGGCUGGACACUUCUACAAAGGACUAUUAAUUUGGUAUCUGACAGAAAAUGUCAUUGCUUUGUGCAUAAGUGCGCGCGCACACACACACACACACACACACACAACUUUCAUAUUCUAUACAUGGAGUUCUUUCAAGGGGAUGUCUUAAAUCAAAGAACCAAGUUUUUUCAUGCCAUCCCUUUGUGCGUGUGUAGAGCUGGAGAGUUGAGGGGGCUACUUGUGCACAUUAGAGGCCAAAGAUCCACAGAAACUGCUAAACUGAAGCAGAAUUGAAUAAAUUAGCUGUUUUUGUGAUAUCAGUGCUACAAACUGGACAAAGAAGCAAUAUUUCAUAUGAACAGAAGUUCUGUUCAUCUUGUUCCAUGAGCCUAAGUAUAAGAUGUGUGACCUAUUUAUUGAGUAUUUCUACUGAGUUAAGUGGUAUUUAUUCCCUGACUAAUGAGUUUAAUAUUAAUGCUUAAUUAUCUGAUUACCAAAGUCAUCUGGGAAUGUUAAUUUUUUAAAAUAGAUAUUUGUUUUUUUUAAAUUAUGGAAAAGACACUGAUUAUGACAUAAUAUGGAAGUGUUUCAUAAUGGUAAAGAGGAAUAGAGCUACACCAAAGAUGGAGCAAAAAAACAAAAGAGCAAUGGUGUAGUGGGAAGAAAAAACAGUCAUUUAAAAAACAAAUAAUAUUAAAACAAAUUUUAUAUAGAUCACUCUGAAACUUUCACAAAUCAGAUAAAUACACAACUAACCUGUAAAGUUGUAUGGCCAAAGCAGUUCCCACAACAACAAAGCUUCAGACAGAGAAGUUUGAUGGUCUGACUCAGUUUUUAUCCCAUAUAAAAAUAACAAUUUGAAGCUUUCAUUCUUUAGAAGGAGGCAUUAUGUAUUAUAAAAAGUACUUUAAACAAGACACAAUUGAUAAUGCCCCCUCUCCAUCUUUCCUAAUGGCAUUAUCAGGGAUAACUUUGACAAAGAACUCUCUUGCAACAUUUUAUUGGCAAGUUAAAGGUAUAGCUAUGGGUUCUUUCAUGGCACAAGAGGUGUAUAUAGGUCAUUUUGAAGAACAUUUUGUAUAUUUUAUUGAUAAUCUUUUUUUGGAAUGUAGUAUUGCAUGGUGGCCCUUGGUUGAAAAUAUUUUCUUGAUAUGAAAAGGCAGGCCAGCCCAGUUAUUGACAUUCCAGUACUGGCUUGAUAUACAGGAUGAGAGUAUCAGGUUUAAAUUGCAUAUAAAUUGUAGAUUAAUUUCUUGGAUGUUAUUGUUAUCCAGAAGGACAGAAACAUUUAGACAGGUUUAUAUACCCUCUCCGUGAUAAAAAUUCAUUUUUUAGGUAUGAUAGUCACCACCACUUAACUUGAAGAAUAAUUUGUCAUAUAGCCAGCUUUUAAGAAUCACUCUUGCUGUGGAAACUGCUUUGGCUACACAAUUUUACUCGUUAGUUGUAUAUACAUAUUUUUUAACCUUUGAAAGUUUCUGUGAUCUGUAUAAAUUUUAUUUUAAGAUCUGUUUCCAUCCAUAUAUAAUUGGUAUAAUGCUCCUUUAUUGCACCUGUAUAAUUUUUGAAACAUGCUCAUGGAUUUGUGAUUCAUUUAUGCAUUAUUCAUACGCUCAAUGUUUCCUGUAUUUUUACUGAAUUUCUUAAUUCUGCUUUUUAAUGGUAAUUUAUUUUUUCCCUGUUUUUAUUAUAGAUUUAUCUGAAGAAGCGUACAUGAAACACAUAGGGGCAGUAUAACUGGAUAAAAUAUUUUCCCCCAUUAUACUGUUGCUCUAUUGGUUUUUUGCUGGGGUGUAAAAAUAAGACCCACACGACAUAUAUUUUUAUAUGGUAACUUUCAUGGGCCAUAUAGCUAUUAUAACUGAAUACUAGAAACACUAAACAUUAGAGAAAUAACUAGCAUUACACAUGCUUUUUCACACAGAAGGAGAAAAAAGAAUUAAUUUUGAGCCAACUAUUAAGUUAUAAUAUAUAGUAAUUAUAAAUUACAUUGUGCUACUUUAUAAAUACUAAAUCAUUAGCAUCUAUCUAUAACUGUAUUUUCUAGAUAGUUAAAACUUUGUGUCUACCUAUGUACUUACCUGCCUACCUAGGUUUAAAAGCUCCAGGGGGAGUAAUAUAGUUCCCAUAUUUUGGAAGCAGGGCUGAGGCUGAAAGCCUAGCUACUCUAUAUUUUCUCAUAUCUUCUUUGGGUCCUGGUAAUCAGAUGUGCUGUUAAAUUCUGUGCUUAAAUUUCCAUGCACACAAGGGCCAAUUCAGAUCAGGACUGCAAUGUGCGCAAAGAAGGGGCUUAAGCCCCCCCCCCCCAUACAGAUCAGAAAUGCUGCAGGGGGAAACUUAGAUGCAGCCCAUCUGCACACGAGGUGGGGCAAUUAGCACACCUCUGGGCAGCUUCACGUCAGGAAAACAGCAUGGGGGAAGGCUUAAACCCUUUCUUCCCCUGUUCCCAGUCCAAACUGGUCCCUGCACUCCUCGUUAUUGAGCUCUGAGCACCGAACUUCAGUGUACAUCUGAUUGCCAGGACCCAGAGCAGACACAAGGAAAACGUAACGUGUAAUUAGUUGCUGAAAGAUAAGUAUUCUGUUUAAGAUCUGAUGAAUUCAUUGCUGAGUUGAGCUCAUGGACUUAUCCAGCAGACACAAUAUGACACUGACUAAGAUCACAGUCACUGUCAUGGUCACUAAACAAUUACCUUCAGAAGGAUUUCUAUUUAAUAGCAGUAUUUAAUAGCAGGCAUCUUCAUUUCAGAGUCAAUCGUAGAUCCUCAAACUUAAUGACAAUAUUAACCUUUGAAUAAGUAGAAGAACUACAGUUCCAUUUCACUUUCAAUUGACAUACUUGCAGUCUGGAACUGAGCUCCGUAUGUAUUUUUUUUCUUCUGGCUAGUUGCUACCAAACAUCUCUUUAAUUGGUUUGAUUCUAAGGGCAGCUGUACAAAACAUUGUAGUUUUUCAGUCUUUAGUCAGCCUACUUAUAACCUACAAAUUCUUAAGACAACUGCAUCUAGCAACAUAAAGGUUCUUUCACAAAAAUAGGCAAGGCAAGGCCUACACAAACACCACAACUCAGGAACCAAAGGUCCAGUGGACAUAAGUGCACAAAUAUCUAAAGAUGAAGUAACAUUUUAGUGUAGGUAAAGCAUUGAAUGAGGCAGCCUAGUAGCCUUUGGAAUUAGCAGUGGGUGUCAGUAAUGCUCUGUUGCUUAGGUACCCUUAAUCCUGGCUGAGUGUCUUAUGCUGACUUCUUAAUAAGAUGUGCAUAUGUUCAUUUUCUUCUUGUGUCAUCUUGUACUAGCAAGGAAAAUGUGGGUGGUAUGUUUCUAUAUUGAGUGUUGCUGUGGUGGCAGGCUUCCUACAAUCUUUAUAUUUGCAAUGCUGUAGGGUUUUAAAAAAAGUAGUUAUGGUUGUGGCGUGCAUUUUUAAUUAGUGAGGACCUGGCUUUUAUGGUCUGUUUCAAGGUAAAGGUAAUGGAUGUAUAUACAAAGCAUGACUGAAGAGAUAAUUAGAUGCAGGAGAGAGGGUUUACCAAAAAACCCUGGAAGUGUUGAGGCUUCUGGAAAUUGUCUUACAUCUGACAAAUUCCUACAGGAGCAAACGUCACCCAGAGCCAAACUGGAAUGGGUAGUUCUACUUAAUUACAUUUUUAUAAGUUGAGUUCCACUUUAACAGUAAUGGUAGGUGGCUACUCAUCUGAAUAAAAUAUAUCCCAAGAGUAAAGCAGUAAAAAUUCUAAGUAGUUUAUUGAAGUAAUGACAGGGGCUUAAUUAGCACUUAAUUGUAGUCAAGUACUUAAAACUGUUCUGCAUCCAUAUGCUAGGAAGACUAAAGCGGAUUAUAUGUAUUACUUAUUAUAUCAGUGGAAGUACAAAUGAAUACAGUUAACAAUAUUAUUGCUACUAAAUUUAUAACAGUAAUUUUUUAUUCACAAAUGAAUCAAAUACGGCCCUAGGCAAAUUCCUAUUUUGUGAUAACUGUUGGUUACAGAGUAUCUUUAAAAACACAGAAGAAGCUCUUUCUGCACAUUACCUGGCUUUCAAAGGAAUUGUAAGUAUGAUAUAGAGCAUAUUUGGAUAAUUACACCACACACUUCUUUUCAAGGAGCCAAGUCAGGCACUGACAAAAGGGAGCCUGCAACUGCAGAUGAAGGUAGGACCAUCACACCCAUAAAAUGAAACUCUUGUCUGUAUGUGUACAAUAGCAGGCUCUGGAACAGCCCCAUGCCUGGUGUGAAAGUAUAUAGUCCGAUAAUGCCAGGUCCUUUGCUCAGGAAGGGGACCUACAGCCAGUCAGAGAACCUGCGGCUUGCUUCUCCAGCUCCUCAUUCCCUUCUUAAUCUGCUUUUAAAAUCUUUGACUCAGUUCUCAUUGCUAUGGGCGGGGAGUGGCGGGUCAGUGAGAAAUAGGGAUAUUAACAUCCAAUUUCAUAACAGUUCUGGUUUGCAUUAAAAGUUCAAGUUUCCGCUUUUUCCAUUCUCGGAUGAAACUCAGAUGAUCUUUAUGUCUUGAUCAUAUUAAUGACAUUCAAUAGAAAUAUUGUCAUUAAAUUACUCUCUGUCAAUAGUAUAAAAAUGACAGAAAAAUUAUGUAUAACUUCUAAAUGAUGUAAAAUGGCAUAUUACAUAAAAAUCCAUUAAAAUAGAAAUGGAAAAAUUGCCAAAGAGAGUAGGCAAGACCAAGAUGAUUUGUAUAUGCCUUCUCCUUAGCUGAUACUGCCCACAAACUCACCCACCCUCUCCCUUGGGGUAAUACCAAGAAUAAAAAGUAUAAGCCAUCUCUUAUGUACUCACUCUCACCAAACAUAUACUGACAAUGGAUAAGGAGGACGCUCUGAAAAGGGCUAUGCCUUGUAUUUUAAGAGGGUCUUCUAUGGAUGUCUUCUACAUGGGACCCUGAAACCUGAAGCAAGUACUGCUUUCCCUAUUUUCACUUACAAGGUAUCACUCAGUAGCCCGUGUUAAUAUGGCUUUAUAAUUUAAAUUAUGGGCAUGCAUCCACUCAGCUUUGAAUUGUGACAUCUGAGAAGCCCUGCCAAUGGCAGCCUUGUGGCCAUUCUGGCUGCUUAGCAACCCCAUGAACAAACACUUGAAGACUGUGUCCAUGACUGUAUUCCAAUAAAGCAUUUACAUUUUCAGAUA
Eublepharis macularius is the source of this 6791-nucleotide messenger RNA. RefSeq names its product lipase I (gene LIPI). The coding region runs from base 59 to 1456 and encodes 465 amino acids. Lineage: Eukaryota; Metazoa; Chordata; Lepidosauria; Squamata; Eublepharidae. The transcript has 10 exons. Gene Ontology annotation, biological process: lipid metabolic process. Gene Ontology annotation, molecular function: carboxylic ester hydrolase activity; lipase activity. The record is from RefSeq and is a predicted model, not a curated record.